Messenger RNA from Capsicum annuum, 1926 nucleotides. Its product is annotated as protein trichome birefringence-like 34. Gene Ontology annotation, molecular function: O-acetyltransferase activity. The coding region runs from base 514 to 1749 and encodes 411 amino acids. The record is from RefSeq and is a predicted model, not a curated record. Gene Ontology annotation, cellular component: Golgi apparatus. The transcript is spliced from 5 exons. NCBI's taxonomy places the organism in Eukaryota, Viridiplantae, Streptophyta, Magnoliopsida, Solanales, Solanaceae.
UUAGAAUAGUAAUUUUAAGUGCUAGUAAUUGAGUUUUAAAUUUAAUAUAUAUUAAAGUUACAUAACUUACACCAAAGUCAUUGAAUUCUAUCGAAUUCGAAUAGCAAAAGGGGCAAUUUUAGUUGCUCACUCAAGUCUCAACUAUCUUUCAAAUUCAACUUCAAUUCCCUUGUACUGCUUCUCUCCUUAGUAUUAUUAAUCCUCUGUUUGUUUGUUUAAGUAGCUUUCUUUUUGCAUUUUAUGGAUUCUGAUUCAAAAUAAUAAUUUUAUGUAAUUAGUAAUUGAAUUCUAGUUUUGAUAUGAUAUAUAUUACUAAAUACACAGUUUGAACCAAAGUUAGUGAAUUAUGUUGAAUCUGGUCUAUCCUUGGCAAAAAGUGCAAGUUUAGUCACCCACUCAAAUAUCUUUCAAAUACGACUACUUCAAUUCCCUUGUGUUGCUUUUCUCCUUAGUAUUAUAAGUACCUAUAAACUUAUAAGAAGAUAAAUCAAAGAGGUACUUUGAGAGAAGAAUAUGGCAGAAAAAGUAGUGCAUAAAUCAUGGAUAAUUCAGUAUAACUUACAUUCCAUUUUAGGAUUCCUCCUCUUGGUUUUUCUUUUUGUGUCUUUUUAUCUUAUAGGGGAUAAUAGUGAUGGUGCUAGUUUUCUAGCAAAUAAGCCUACAAGGAAAAAUUCAUCUCCGAAGUGUGAUUUGUUUUCUGGAAAUUGGAUUGUUGAUAAUGUCUCAUAUCCUUUGUACAAGGAACAACAAUGUUCUUUCAUGGCUGAUGAUUUUGCUUGUCACAAAUUUGGAAGAAAAGACUCAAAAUAUCAUUACUGGAGAUGGCAACCUAUUGAUUGUGAUCUUCCAAGGUUUAAUGCCAAGGGGUUGUUGGAGAAGCUUAAAGGGAAGAGGGUGUUAUUUGUUGGGGAUUCAUUGAACAAGAACCAAUGGGCUUCUAUGGUAUGCCUUAUUGAAACCUCUGGAAUUCCAUCCCUCAAGCCACCUAUAUGGAAAGGCAACUUGAUAACCUUUGAGGUCAAGGAAUACAAUGCAACAAUUGAUUUCUACUGGUCGCCAUUGCUAGUAGAAUCCAAUUGUGAUGAUCCGGUGAAGCACCGUGUCCGGGAUCGAAUUAUCAGAAUUGAGGCAAUUGAAAAACAUGCUAGGCAUUGGAUUGAUGCUGAUAUUCUCAUCUUUGAUUCCUUUACCUGGUGGCUUGAAGCCCAAAUGACACUUCAGUGGGGAUCUUUCAAUAGCUCCGAUGCAAUCCACAAGAAGGUUGGAAUGAAGUUGCGUCGGUAUGAGAUGGCCUUAAGAACAUGGUCAGAUUGGUUGGAAUUUCAAAUUGACCAAAAAAGGACAAGAUUGUUCUUCAUGAGCCUCUCUUCUUCUCACAAAAAUGCUACAGAUUGGGGCAUGGGAAAUGAUCAAAAUUGCUAUGGUGAAACCGAACCGAUAUCACGGAAAGAGCAUUGGGGGAGUGAAAGCGAUAUAAAGAUGAUGGAAAUAGCAGAGGCCUCUGUAAAUGGGCUGAAAAGUAAGGGAUUAAACAUACAAUAUCUCAACAUAACACAACUAUCCGAGUAUAGAAAAGACGGACACCCAUCAAUUUACAAGAGGAACUGGGUUGCUCCAACGAAAGAACAACUUUCAAAUCCAAGGAAAAAUUCAGAUUGUGUACACUGGUGCCUUCCUGGUGUGCCUGAUGUUUGGAAUCAGAUUCUUUAUGCCUAUAUCAUGGACUCCACAACAGAACUAAAGGAAUAGAGAUUUUUCGUAUGUGAAAAGAAGAAGAAAAAAGAUUCAGUGAAAUUGUUACUAUAUUUGUUUUUUUGUGCAUAGAAGCCUUGAAAUGUAUGAAGUAGUUCAACAAGAUUUACAUUAAUUUUUGUAUAUACACAUUGAGAAGCAAUUGAUGUUUCUACUAUGGAAUUUUUUUGGCUA